AUGCACCAUCUUGAGCACCUUGCUUUUUCCCAACACAAAGCAUCCUUAUCUUAUCCUACCCUCUGCCCUCUGUCUCUCUGGAAAGGUAUCUACCCUCUGUCUCUAUGACUCUGUCUCUCUGGAAAGGUAAUCCUAACCCCCUCUGUCUCUCUGGAAAGGUAAUCCUAACCCCCUCUGUCUCUCUGGAGAGGUAAUCCUACCCUCUGCCCUCUGUCUCUCUGGAAAGGUAAUCCUACCCCCCUCUGUCUCUCUGGAAAGGUAAUCCUACCCUCUGCCCUCUGUCUCUCUGGAAAGGUAAUCCUAACCCCCUCUGUCUCUCUGGAAAGGUAAUCCUAACCCCCUCUGUCUCUCUGGAAAGGUAAUCCUAACCCCCUCUGUCUCUCUGGAAAGGUAAUCCUAACCCCCUCUGUCUCUCUGGAAAGGUAAUCCUAACCCCCUCUGUCUCUCUGGAAAGGUAAUCCUAACCCCCUAUGUCUCUCUGGAAUGGUAAUCCUAACACCUUCUUUCCUCUCUGUUGUUCUCUAUUUUCAGGGACAAGUGAUCCGUAUGUGAAGUUUAAGAUUGCGGGGAAGGAGGUGUUCAGGAGCAAGACCAUCAAUAAGAACCUGAACCCUGUGUGGGAUGAGAAGGUCAACCUACUGGUGGGAAGCCUCCGAGAACCCCUCUAUGUCAAG
This is a messenger RNA of Coregonus sp. 'balchen', 674 nucleotides long. The record is from the annotation of a GenBank genome assembly. Lineage: Eukaryota; Metazoa; Chordata; Actinopteri; Salmoniformes; Salmonidae.